UAACUGCACUCUAUGAUGGGAAAGACAACAAAAAGCCUCCAUGUCAGAGACAGAUUCCUGGGCCUCCUGCUGUGGUUCCAUAUCCGAAUCAGAGAUGAUGGUGGAGCUACUCCAGUGCAAGACGAACGAGAUUCAGGAUCUGAUGUGGAAGAUGAAGCAAAUGAGCAGCAUUCUGGAUCUGAGAAUGGAAGUGUAGGGCACCAUUCAGAGAAUGAACACAGUGAUGGAGAAGACGAUGGGCGGAUCGGAGAGCCCCAUAUGACAGACUCUGAAAAUGAAGAUAUCCCAAGGCAAAAAGACAGUGACUCAGAUAAUGAGGAGCCUCCAAAUCACAAUGUAAGUGAUUCGGACAAUGAAGCAGCUCAUGGAGGGAAAGACAGUGAUUCUGAUACUGAGGACCGUCCAAAUCGGCAUAUAAGUGACUCUGAAAAUGAAGAUGCCUUAAAUCAUCGAGCAAGUGACUCUGAAAAUGGAGAGCCUCACAGGGAUCACAGUAGUGAUUUUGAAAAUGAGGAAUCACACAAGCAGCCGGCCAGCGACUCGGACAGCGAGGAGCUGCACAAGCAGCCAGCCAGUGACUCAGAGAGCGAGGAGCUCCACAAGCAGCCAGGCAGUGAUUCGGAGAGUGAGGAGCUCCGCAAACAGCCGGCUAGUGACUCGGAGAGCGAGGAUGUUUCCAGACACAAACAAGAAAUAGAGUCUGAGGAUAGUGAUGGGGAGGACAGGAAGGAGGAGGUGCAGAAUGAUUCUCAUCAUUCAGAUAACGAUCACAUAAGGGAAGGAUUUCAGGGCUCCGACAGUGAAGAGGAAGCUCCUAAGAGACGAAAAAUAUCAGACAGUGAUGAAGAAGAGAAAGAGGAGGAGAAGACGGUGAAGAGGAAAACAGCUAUCCUUUCUGACAGUGAGGACGACGAGAAAACACCUGCAAAAAAAGUACGAAUCCUUUCUGAUGUCGAAGAAUCAGAUAGUGAUGCUGCUUCAGAGAAAUCUGACAAAAGGAAGAAAAAUAUUGUAUCAGAUAGUGAGGAAGAAGAAGAAAGAAAAGAGAAUGCUGGGAAGAAAAAAGAGGAGAAAGAUCUGUUUGGCAGUGACAGCGAAUCUGGAAAUGAACAAGAGAACCUGAUUGCAGAUAUUUUUGGAGAAUCUGGUGAUGAGGAAGAAGAGGAAUUUACAGGUUUUAACCAGGAAGAUUUGGAGGAAGAGAAAGGUGAUGCAGAUAUGAAGGAGACAGCAGAUGAAUCGGACUCUGAUGAUAACAUCAAAAGAGGGAAGCAUAUGGACUUCAUGUCAGAUUUUGACAUGAUGUUGCAACGAAAGAAGAGUAUGAGUGGCAAGCGUAGACGAAACCGUGAUGGUGGAACUUUCAUUAGCGAUGCAGAUGAUGUGGUCAGUGCUAUGAUUGUGAAGAUGAAUGAAGCUGCUGAGGAGGACCGGCAGCUGAAUACACAAAAGAAACCAGCACUAAAGAAAUUAACUUUGCUACCAACUGUAGUUAUGCAUCUUAAAAAGCAGGACCUUAAAGAAACUUUUAUCGAUAGUGGUGUUAUGUCUGCCAUCAAGGAGUGGCUUUCUCCCCUUCCAGACCGAAGUCUGCCAGCACUAAAGAUACGAGAGGAGCUGCUGAAGAUCCUGCAAGAGCUGCCCAGCGUGAGCCAAGAGACCCUGAAGCACAGUGGCAUUGGACGAGCUGUGAUGUACCUCUACAAACACCCCAAAGAGUCAAGACCUAACAAGGAUAUGGCAGGGAAGCUAAUCAAUGAAUGGUCUCGACCCAUCUUUGGCCUUACCUCAAACUACAAAGGCAUGACAAGAGAAGAGAGGGAACAGAGAGAUUUGGAGCAGAUGCCUCAGCGAAGGAGGUUGAGCAGCUCUGGUGGUCAGACUCCCCGGAGGGACCUGGAGAAAGUGCUCACUGGAGAGGAAAAGGCUCUUAGACCUGGCGACCCUGGGUUCUGUGCCCGUGCAAGGGUGCCGAUGCCCUCCAACAAGGACUAUGUAGUCAGGCCAAAGUGGAAUGUGGAGAUGGAGUCCUCCAGGCCCGGGACUAUUAAGAGAGGUAUUAGUCGCUUGGAAAAACACAAGAGACGGUUUGCUGAACAGAAACGACUCAGCAAAGUGCAUCGGGCCAUCAAGUUCAGCAUUGAAGGCAACAGGAUGCCCCUGUAGCCAUGACAUUCUGCCUUCCCCAAGCUUGAGAGGGGACCUCUAAGAAAGGGGUGAGUCGACUGGACAAACAGAUGCGGAAAUUCACUGAUAUCAGGAAAAAAAGCAGAUCGGCCCAUGCAGUGAAAAUCAGCAUUGAGGGCAAUAAGAUGCCAUUGUGACCCUUCACAGAAUACCCCAUGACCUCUGCUGUAAGACAGUACACCCACAGACUCUUUGGAGACCUUUACAUUUUUUAACAGCUUGUUUGGGGUUUUUUUUUUUUUUUUGGUGGGUUUUUUUUUUUUUUUUUUUUUUUAGUGAAUCUUUAAAUUGUUGGUUCAGGUUCUGGUAUAAGAUGAUGUCUGAGGACUGUGAAUAUGAGACUUCUUUCUCCUGAUUUUAUUUAAACUUGCUCUGUUGUGUCCUUUGUACAGAUCAUGUAUUUGUUGUAUUGCAACAAUAAAACAUCUUCUGUUUUUUUUGGGGGGGGGGGCCUCUUUGUUGAUUGCUCAAGAGAAUGUAUUUGCAGACCACCUGCGCUGUGGAAAAGCUGGUAACUGUUAGUUUGCUGUUUACCACUGUCUGUCCCCUCUUCAUUCAGAGCUUUAUUAAUCAGUUGGUCUGUCUUUGGA
Messenger RNA from Strigops habroptila (Kakapo), 2777 nucleotides. RefSeq names its product interacts with SUPT6H, CTD assembly factor 1 (gene IWS1). Lineage: Eukaryota; Metazoa; Chordata; Aves; Psittaciformes; Psittacidae. Gene Ontology annotation, cellular component: nucleus. Gene Ontology annotation, biological process: poly(A)+ mRNA export from nucleus. The record is from RefSeq and is a predicted model, not a curated record. Bases 13 to 2166 code for a protein of 717 amino acids. The transcript has 15 exons.